Molecule: messenger RNA, 3454 nt
Organism: Gigantopelta aegis
Lineage: Eukaryota; Metazoa; Mollusca; Gastropoda; Neomphalida; Peltospiridae
Exons: 8
Coding region: 367-3204 (945 amino acids)
Source: RefSeq, a predicted model, not a curated record
UAGAAUAUCGUCUAUCUAUAUCUAGAUCAAUCUGUAAUACACGGCUUGUCUCGUUUGUGUUUUAACGCUCAUCCUGAUUCUGGUAUUUGAACGCAUGCGCGAGACAUGUUUUACAUAAUAGACCAUGUAGGGAUGACGCCGGGCAGUACUUGAGACUAGUAUUGAAGACGCGUUCUGUGCCACACUGGAAAUACAAAUGGAAAUAAAAUCAGUUCCCUAGAGAAAAAAUCCAUCUCCAUUCUCCGCUGGCAAGACAAAGUACUUACAGCAUUCCUGGACAAGAGGAUGAAAUAUUAUACGACUAAGUGACAAAGACAAAAGGAAAUCCAAGUGACGCACUGACGGCCGUGCACCACCUCAUCCACGAUGCCUUACAGGUCUAUCAUCAUCCUAGUUGUCACCUUCUACUGGCUGAAAGAAUCGGCUAACGAGAGGACCAAGAACGUGUAUACCGGAAAGUUUUCAUGGCAAAAGUACGACGCUUUUGAUGACAUCGACGAUCGAUUCAUCGCCAUCCAAGCCGGUAACUGUCAGUCGAAGCCAAAAGACGAAAUGGUGUUCAGACAAGACUCUGUGUCCCAGAUCCCCAAAUACAAUCGACUGCUGUCCACGAUCUGGUAUAAAAACCGGACUUCGCUCGUGCACCUUCACAACAUGGCGCUGAACCGCGCCUUCUUCUACAGCUACAUCUUACAGAAAAUGAACGACACCCACUCCUUCCACGUCAGCCCCAACUGGAUGUACAUGUACAUGUCCACCACGGCAGAUGUCAACGCCAACCCCAACAUGAUCAACGGCAGCGCCAUCUACUUCGACACCAACUGCAGCUACCCCAACUGGUACACCACGAUGCCUUUUAACAAAACGCUCAACCUGUUUGCACCGAAGGCGUGGAGGUGGGAUGAUUACAACGACCAGGACAACUACCUUAGAGAACCCACCAAAAAGGUCGUCAUGGUAACGGAUAUGGGGGCAGGACGUAGCGCCAAUUACACCCACUCGGGUUAUAAGAUGAAUCCUUGGUACACAAAAUGGCUUCCAGAUAUCGCAGGCGAUGUGGACUCAUUAACAAAAUUUACGUAUACAAUCGGCAUAAAGUAUUCCAACGAAACGGGACGAUUUACCCAUCAAGAAUUUUUGAAUUCUCAAUUCUUUGGUCCAUCGUCUCCAAGCCAAUCAGAAAAGGACGAGCGAAUGCUUCCGGUUCAGUUCACGCAGCCGUACUUCGACUGCAGCGCCGCCAAAAAAUGGGUGCUGAGUGCCGUGUCUCCAGUUGUAGACUACAUGCCUCGCUACUCCAACUGGACGCAUCUCCGUCGACAGAGAUUUGUCGCUGCCAUUGUGAUGGACAUUGAUUUCAACCAAAUAGAUUACAACGCGUGUGGUGUCAGCAUGGGAAACCCUGGUCCAAGUUACCUGUCAGGUGUUGCCAGGUGCAAGUCCAAAACUACAGGGUGCAAGCACAAAAUGGGCUAUGGGUUCACAAGAGGAGGGUACGUGUGUGUGUGUAAGAGUGGCUACCACUACCCGAAGUGGAUUGACCCGCCCUACCAAGGAGACGACAUUGAGAGAGCGACAGAUGACGAGUACAAUAAUGGAUUCGACUGCAAGCGGACUGGUCAUCGUCAAGUACUGCCGCAGAUCGACCAGUUAGAGGGAGUGACUAUUGAGGGCGCAUCCUCCAAGUUGACAAGUGGGGGUAACGAAGCGAAACCUCUAACACGAACCUUUCACUCCAGGAGGACACGCUCUGUAAAUACAACAGAGGAAGAUGUUUAUCCUACCAAUCAGAUGCACAGAGCCUUUAUUCCACCCAAUCCGAAAACAAGAAAGUUGGUUUCUCGGCUGCCAGAGGAGAAACGUAAGACAGUGCUACGUCAGAUGGUCGACUCGCCCAAGGAGGAAAAGGAGAAUCGUAAAAAUACAUUAACGUGGGCCAAAUAUGCUCAUGGAAAAGUGAAAUUUAUCAGCAGAAAGACAAUUAAAAUCUUGAGGAAAAAGUGGCUUAAAGUUAAGAAAAUAAGACAACUCAAACGGUCGAAGAGAGCUCCUUUUAAGGGUCCGUUUGAUCAGGUUUCCUUUGAUUCCAUGAUGCGGAUCUUCCGACACAAGGCGAGCGUUACGGCGCAGAACUGCCACACCAAAUCAAAGAACUUGUUGUACCUGGCGGGAGACGUGGGUUACGGGUUCGACAGCCAGUUUGAGGCAGAAGGAAGAACAGCUUUACGACUGGCUCACUUUGUGAGUAACUUUCUUCAGAACACGUCGCCAAACGACAACUUUGGGACUCUGCGUGGAGGUGGGCGUCUGCAUAUGGAACAUCUGUUGGGAGAAGUGCUCGCUAACGUCAUGGCCAACCACAAGAUCCUAUCUAGCGGCAUAUUCUGGGACACUCAUCAGUUUGUAAACCAAGAUGAUUCUACCAGGGAAUUCUUUGGUCCUUUGGCUUAUAAACAAAAAGGCAGUUUCUACACAAUAGAUUCUGCCGGACUGCCAUCGCGUUAUGUGGAUGAGGAUUGGUACUGGAGAAGCAAAUCCAGAUGGUCGACCAACGUUGAAAAGCUCGAUACGUACAAGCUGAGACCCAUGGUAAGGUCCAAUCCAGAGGGAGUCAGUUCCGUCCAGUUUGAGUAUUUUCCAAUGAGCUACAAGGCCCCUGCAUACAGAGAUGGCUUCUGGACUCGGCCGACAUUUAAAUGUGAUGGUCGUGUGGACGAGUGGGUUCUCACCUACGUCGUUCCCUUCUUUGGUCUGGAUGGACUCAAAAAGAAGAUCCAGUUUAAGGGUGUGGUAACUGUGGACGUCCCUCUGGACUUGUUGGAAAUUAAUCAAUGUCCGAGUCCUUUCCACGUGGCUAAUGCCUUCAAGAACACCGCACGAUGUGACCAGCUCUCCACAAAGUGCCGGAAGCAGAACGGUUUCCUGUUCAUGCGCGGUGCGUACCGCUGCGACUGUCGUCAGGGGUUCGAGUACCAACACUCAGAUGGCAAGUUCUGGAUCGAGGGGUCGCUUCUAGAGUUGGAAUGGGAAAAGAAACUAAGAGGAUUAUUCAGCAGAUUCGACUUACUGAAAUGCCGCAUAUCUAGCGCCGGGGUCCCUGCAAUACAUCUCAUUUGCCUGUUACUAAGCACGUGGCUCACGUUCGCACUGUGCGAUGUAGGCGUGUCGCUCCACCUCCUCCUGUUCGGUUACAGCUCGCUGUGACAUUGGCUUAUAUUUUUUAUUAUUUUUUUAAAACAUUAUUGACAUUUUUUUUAAUUCAUUUUUGUUUACACGUUGAAGUCUAAUUAUGACUUGAAUUCACUUCUUAAUUCAGCAUAAUACUAUGGUAACAAUGAUUUCGCGGUGUUCUUUGGCACAUGUUGUACAAUUACAGCACAGAACUAUGGAGCAAAUGCUUAGUUCAGCAGUUCGCAAUCUAAUUAAAAUUAGCUCCACUAUUACAUGUGGAUCU